AUGGGGUCCGAUGCCUACUUCACUGCCAUCGUCAGCUGGCAAAAGUUGCACAGGAUCGUGUAUGUAGUUGACAUUUUGAUGGUAGACCCAGGCGGUGGCCUACGCAUCUCGUCCAAGUUGACUACGCUGCCGGCUCAUUCGCCCACAACGCAUUCCUCCCCUUCAGCCGUUCUCAACAUGCUCAUUCGCCCCAGGCCCGAGUGGCCAGCCAUGCGAGACGCGAGGACGUGA
Molecule: messenger RNA, 231 nt
Organism: Protopolystoma xenopodis
Lineage: Eukaryota; Metazoa; Platyhelminthes; Monogenea; Polystomatidea; Polystomatidae
Source: the annotation of a GenBank genome assembly